Messenger RNA from Vicugna pacos (alpaca), 5343 nucleotides. It is a transcript of the gene TMEM185B, whose product is annotated as transmembrane protein 185B. The record is from RefSeq and is a predicted model, not a curated record. NCBI's taxonomy places the organism in Eukaryota, Metazoa, Chordata, Mammalia, Artiodactyla, Camelidae.
GCCGGGCUGGGGAGGCGGCGGGCCCGGGAAGCGGCGCAGACGCGGCGCCUGCUGAGCGGGACUGAGCAGCAGGCCCGAGUGGGCGAGCAGCUGCUUCGCCAUGAACCCCAGGGGCCUGUUCCAGGACUUCAACCCGAGUAAGUUCCUCAUCUACGCCUGCCUGUUGCUCUUCUCCGUGCUGCUGCCCCUCCGCCUGGACGGCAUCAUCCAGUGGAGCUACUGGGCUGUCUUCGCCCCUAUAUGGCUGUGGAAGCUCCUGGUCAUCGCCGGCGCCUCGGUGGGCGCGGGCGUUUGGGCCCGAAACCCUCGCUACCGCACAGAGGGGGAAGCCUGCGUGGAGUUCAAAGCCAUGUUGAUCGCCGUGGGCAUCCAUCUGCUGCUGCUCAUGUUCGAAGUCCUGGUCUGCGACAGAGUGGAGAGGGGGACCCACUUCUGGCUGCUGGUUUUCAUGCCGCUCUUCUUCGUAUCCCCCGUAUCCGUGGCCGCCUGCGUGUGGGGCUUCCGACACGACCGGUCCCUCGAGCUGGAGAUCCUGUGCUCUGUCAACAUCCUGCAGUUCAUCUUCAUCGCCCUGAGGCUGGACAGGAUCAUCCAGUGGCCGUGGCUGGUGGUGUUUGUGCCGCUGUGGAUCCUCAUGUCGUUCCUCUGCGUGGUGGUCCUCUAUUACAUCGUCUGGUCCCUCCUGUUCCUGCGCUCCCUGGAUGUGGUUGCCGAGCAGCGACGAACACACGUGACCAUGGCCAUCAGCUGGAUCACGAUUGUCGUGCCCCUGCUCACUUUUGAGGUUCUGCUGGUUCACAGGUUGGACGGCCACAACACAUUCUCCUACAUCUCCAUAUUUGUCCCCCUUUGGCUCUCAUUAAUCACUUUAAUGGCCACGACAUUUAGGCGAAAAGGAGGCAACCACUGGUGGUUUGGUAUUCGCAGAGAUUUCUGUCAGUUUCUGCUUGAAAUUUUCCCAUUUUUACGAGAGUACGGGAACAUUUCAUACGAUCUCCAUCACGAAGAUAGUGAAGAUGCUGAAGAAACGUCACUUCCAGAAGCUCCUAAAAUUGCUCCAAUGUUUGGAAAGAAGGCCAGGGUAGUGAUAACCCAGAGCCCUGGAAAAUACGUUCCCCCACCUCCCAAGUUAAAUAUUGAUAUGCCAGAUUAAACUCGUCUUCUUGGGAGUGCUCACAAGUGGACUAGAAACCACACACACACACACACAAAAUCCACCUUACUAUGGCCUCUUUUGCUCAUCCAUCCCAAACCUGGAACUGAAAUCAGGCUCCAAACGUCAUUUCAUGCCUUGUUUGAGAUUGAUGCCUGUCAGUGACUCCUCAGUAUUCACCAUAGAUGUAGGAGGUUAUUUUAAUAUAUGGCCGUGUGUGCGUGUGCUGUGUGCCCAUGUGUGAGGAACUUGUUUUCCAGGCUGCUGUUUGAAUAGCUGACUUAGAGCAGUCAAUUGAAUUGUUUUAGCAGGUCCUCAAACUACACAGCUGGGGAUUUGUAAAGUGGUACCAUACCUAUCAAAAGUAUUGUUUUGAAAAGUAUUUUUAUACACUGCUAGCUUAAAAUUGUAUUUCAAACUGUGCCUGUUGUGACAUAAUCAACAGCAAGUGUUAAGAAUUCUCUCUCCCACCACUUGCUUAUAAAGCUCAUAGUUGUUAUUUUUGGUGUUCCUACUGUUAAAAUAGUUUUUCUUUGGGCUUUACUGAUGCUGGUCUUUAAUAGCAUAAUAGAUGAAUUUUUCUAAUGCAGUGAAUCCAUAUUUAUAUGAAAAUUUAGCAAUAUAAUAUAUUAUGUUGAAUUCUAGUUCUGUGCAGUACAGUGUAUUAUGUUAAAGUAUUUUUUUAAGUUUACAUGUGAAAAUAUAUGUCUAUUGCAGAUGUUGUUAAAGACUGCUUAAAACAUGAAUGUGUACCUAGUGUGGGAUCUUAUCAAAGUUCCAGGCAUGAAUACAGGGAUUGUAAGUCCCAAGGAUCUUAAUAUUCAGGUGUUAGAUGACUCAGUCUGCACAGUUUUCAGGUCUCUCUUGGAAGGAGCCACCAUCCUUUGGGAACAGAUGACAGGCUCCAGUGUGGUUCCAGACCAUAGAGUGACACUGGUAUUUAGCACCUUGAAUUUUUCCACACAGGCAAUGAUAUCUCUUCAGGAACAAGCAAAAUAAGCAACGAGUGGUUUGUCCAUUUCUAAGAUGCUUAAAAUCUUAGGUGGCCAUAAUAUAAAGUGGGGUUUAUACUUACCAAUGGAAAACUGGAGAGUGGCCUUUACCAAAAAUGGUUGACAGGAUCGAAUAUUAUUUUAAGGUCCAAACUUCUUGACCUGGCAGCAACAGGGAAAUAAUAGUUCAGAUUAUUUUUUAAAUAAGUACAGCUUUGCUUUAGGUAACUGGUGGUACGCCAGGGAAUCACAAGGGCAAAAACCAGGUCCCGGGAAAGUCAUGGUCUUAUGACAGAGAACAAAUAAAUACUUUCAAAAGGAGGUUAAAACUAAAAGGAGUAUUACUGUAGUAUGACAUUAUUACUAAGGAGAAGACUGGAGGGAAUCCAUUUCUGUUAUUAGCCACCUAGUAAAAAUGAUCUCGGCUGGGCUCCAAAUGAAUUAAGUAAAUUUCCAGCGAGAGGACAUGCUAGCAACAACAGCCAGCCCUUGGGAACCUGGGUCCCCAAAAGCCUGAAGAUGCCACAGCUCAGCUUAGUCACCUAGAACUGAACCACGGUCACACGGACACAGUUGAUUUAUGCCAGCCGUCAGAAUGUGGGACACAGCCCCCAGCAGCAGUGGAUGUAAUAUUUCAUAAGAAAGGAUUCAUUUAUUGAGGACCUACUGUGAGGCAGAUGUGCUGGGAGGUGCAGAUACACUGGGAAGCAACUCAAAUGUGGCUCCUGCCUGCACACACAAAGCAUACAAAAGUUAUAGGAAAACUGCUCAUCCCAGCAGCCUCCCCAUGGGAGGGACCAAGCCAAGAGCAGGGUACACAGGGAAGGAUGCUACUGGCCUCGGGUGACCCCCAUCUGGAACUUCAGGCGCAUCUUUGGCUUCAAGAGCCCUGUGCCCCCUGAUUGCCCCUCCACCCCCAAUUAAUAUCUCAGACAUUGGCUUCCACUUCAGGAAGAUUUAGGAGUGGAGGAGGAGGUUGCUGGAGCAAUUGAAGGGGAGGUUUGGGGGCAGCAGUGGGAUCAUCAGCCCCUCCUGGCUACAGUCGCAGGCUAGGGUUUUGUUGGCACCUGAAACAAUCCCUCCUAACCCAGUGGGUCCCUCCCUGCACUCACCCAACCCACCCCAUCUCUGCCCCAGGGUGGCCAAGUGUUGGAGAGCCAGUACCUGAAUGUGAUUACAAGCCUUCUCACGCAGGUAGGUCAUCCCAUCAGACCUCUUUCCUGCCUCAAGACCAUUAGGUGAAAACAUCCGAAGUGACAGGUUGUAGAAAGUUGGUCUAGACAAGUUCACACAAUCUCAGCUGUGCUUGGGAGUUACAUAAUUGCCGGUGUAACCCUUUAACUGUCCACACUAUUUAGCAUGUGUCAAAUUCUGUAACUCUCGAGUUUCUCCUGCAAGAUGUAUUAGUCAGCUUUUGCUGCAAAACAACCUCAAAAGUCUUAGCAGCCUGCAGUUACAGUUCUCACUCUGGGGCCUACGGCUCCAGGCUAUGGGUGUGGUUCAGGUCCGCUCCACCCCCAGUCCCUUAUUCUGUUCUGGGUCCCGGAGGAAGGAGGAGCAGUCCCUGGGGCUUGUUCUUUCUCAUGGCAGAAGCACACAAGGCCAAGCCAAUCCCAAAAGCACAAACAGGGCCCUGCUCAUACGUGAUGAGUGUCAGGUGGUUUAUUCUGUUGGACAAAGCACAAGGCAAGCACGAGCUCAACGAGGUGGCGGUUCAGGCCCAGGGGAUGAUGACCCAGUCUGCACAGAUGUUGCAAGAUAGUUUUGAAGACUGCAAAGCAACCCUAAAUUGUGUGGUAGAACAUGAAUGAUUUUCCCCCUUCUGUUUUACAAACACUGUAUAAUUUUUUAAAGUUCAUUGUUUAUUAUUUUAAUAAUUCGGAGGGGAUUUGGGGAGGGGUGGUAAGAGAGACAGAUUUGAGGUGAGAUAAGGAAGGCCCUGCAUUCAGAGCCCUCUUAAACUUGAGAGUCCUGGAGGGUCUGCACAGGAUGGUUUUAUGAGCGUCCUGUACUCGGGGUUUCUCCAGGGCUGUGCGGGAUGCCUUGGAAGGGUCUAGCCUGGGCACUGGGAGACCAGCCAGGCAGGAGGUGCUGGGAAAUGAGGAAGAAGUGGAGUCUGGACCAGCCGAGCCGGCACACCAGGUAAAGGACCAAGCAGACCCUCCGGGCCAGGCCUCCCCUGGGUUCUGGAUGAGAAACCGGCACGUCUGACUCAGCAGGGGAAGCUGUCUAGGGGGCACAGGUAACUUGCACAAUGCCAGGAAGGCUGGCGCCCAGCUCAGCAAGCGUGUAGGGACCAGGGGAAGUUGUGCUGCCAGAAACCCAAGCUAGUUAGUCCUUCAGGGACCAUUUGUUGAGGAUGCUGCUACUGGUAACCCACCGCUGGCCUCAAGACACUGCCACCAAAAUAACAAACGCCACCAGUGUCCCUGCUGCCAAGAGUAAUCCUUCAACUGUCUCUGCCAUGAGCUCGAUUAAAGUACCAGGAGGGAGUGUGGAACUGAGCAAACCUCAGGCACGCAUUUGCUCUGCAGCUUCCAGAAGGUGAGAGGAGAGAUUACCUGGUUUCUUUAGUGUGAGUAGGAGGGGACAGGACUUUGCCAAAACUUACUCAGUGGAGGCUUUGCCUCCCUCAGAAAAGGAAGGGUGUUCAGAUGCUGGGUAACCAAAGCUAACGAUGAAAGCGCCCCCCUGGCUGGCAGACGGACGUCCCUCUCCCGAGCUUUCACUUCAGAACCAGCUCUCCCAUCUGGCAGGACACCACUGACCUCACAGCCAGACAGUGGCUCUCCCCUUCCCAAAGGGAGGAGGAAGACAAGGCAGAGCUGCUUCAUCAUUCCUUCACGCACCUCUUAACCUAGGGCAUUCAGAGGCGUCUCUGCCUCCUCCCGUUGCAUCAUGUUCUCUCCGUAUAUUCUAGAAUGUGUGGAUUAAAGUUAACCACAACACGCCCCCUGCGGGUCCACAAGUGCCUCCCUUUCCCAACGACACCUCUGGGGGAAGCAGAUUCUUCCCACAGUCCUCACCCUGCAGAAGAGGAGACGCAGAAGCAGGGACCAGAGUGCAGCUGCCUGCUGUUAAGCCGGACUGUGAAGUUUUGCAAAAAUGCAAAAGCAGUGUCACUUGCCUCCUCACCAGAUUUCUUUUGUUUUGGAAAAUAUGGUUAUUUGUCAUUAAAAAAAAAAAGUUAACAUGUAA